GCACUCAUCCAUUAUCAAUGAUGGAGAUAUCUUGGUGUUUCAUAGCCUUGUCAUGGCUACUAGCAUUAGCUUUUCUCUCAAAAAUUUCCAGCCAUCCCAAAAGGAAACUACCACCAGGUCCAAGGCCAUGGCCAAUUAUUGGCAAUUUGAACCUUAUAGGUUCACUGCCACAUAAGUCUUUCCACCAUCUUUCACAAAAAUAUGGAGAUUUAAUGCUCUUAAAGUUCGGUUCCAAGCCUGUUUUGAUAGUAUCAUCUCCAGAAAUGGUUAAAGAGAUAUUGAAAACACAUGAUGCUAUCUUUGCUUCUCGCCCUGCCUUAGCUGCUGGUAAGUACACUAGCUAUAACUACUCAGACAUGACAUGGGCACCUUAUGGUGCACACUGGCGUCAAGCUAGAAAAAUCUAUCUAACUGAGAUAUUUAAUCCCAGGAGGCUUGAUUCAUUAGAGUAUAUUCGUGUUGAGGAAAGACGAACUUUGAUUUCUAGUCUUUUUCAUCUCUCAGGAAAACCAGUUUUGCUUAAAGAUCAUUUACCUCGAUUUUCACUUCGCACUAUAAAUAGAUUGGUUAUGAGUGGCAAGUACUGUAGCGAUAAUGAGUCAAACUCAGAUGCUUCAAUACUAACACUUGAAACAUUGCAAUGGAUGCUCGAUGAAUGGUUUCUUCUUAGUGGGGUGAUUAAUAUUGGGGAUUGGGUACCUUGGCUUAGUUGGUUCGAUUUGCAAGGGUACGUAAAGCGAAUGAAGGCAUUAGGAAAGAAUUUCAAAGAUUUUUUAAAAUAUGUACUUGAAGAUCACAAGGCAAAGAUGCAAAUGGAGGAGGAUUAUGUUCCGAAGGACAUGGUUGAUGUCCUGUUGCACCAUGCUGAUGACCCUAAUCUUGAAGUAAAGCUUACUACCGAUAGACUGAUGGGAUUAAUACACAGUUUGCUGGCUGGUGCAACAGAUACUUCAGCAACAACAGUAGAAUGGGCAUUUCAAGAAUUUCUGAGGAACCCAAAGAUGAUAGAGAAGGCAAACGAAGAGCUUGACAGAGUAAUUGGGAAACAACGAUGGAUAGAAGAAGAUGACUUUUCCCGGCUACCUUAUAUAGAUGCCAUAAUCAAAGAGACAUUUAGAUUGCAUCCGUUAACUUCAUUACUACCUCCCCGUUACUCCAUAGAGGACUGCAAUGUUGCUGGUUAUGACAUUCCAAAAGGGACAAUGGUAUUUGUAAACACAUGGUCUUUAGGAAGAAAUCCUAAAUAUUGGAAUAGGCCAGAAGAGUUCAUGCCAGAAAGGUUCUUAGAAAAUGACAUUGAUAUAAAGGGACAAAACUUCACAUUGUUGCCAUUUGGUUCUGGAAGAAGGAGGUGCCCUGGGUAUAACCUUGGUAUUAAGGUUGUUCGGACAACGAUGGCUAACUUGUUGCAUGGAUUCAAUUGGAGAUUAGCAGGAGACAUGAAGCCAGAAGAUAUAAGCAUGGAGGAGAUUUAUGGAUUGACUACACACCUUAAAAAACCGAUAUCUAUGAUCAUGGAACCAAGACUUCCCCACCAUCUUUAUUAG
Lycium ferocissimum is the source of this 1547-nucleotide messenger RNA. Its product is annotated as trimethyltridecatetraene synthase-like. NCBI's taxonomy places the organism in Eukaryota, Viridiplantae, Streptophyta, Magnoliopsida, Solanales, Solanaceae. Gene Ontology annotation, molecular function: monooxygenase activity; heme binding; iron ion binding. The record is from RefSeq and is a predicted model, not a curated record. The transcript has 2 exons. The coding region runs from base 18 to 1547 and encodes 509 amino acids.